AUGUGCCGCCGGAGCAGCUCCCUUAUUGACUUUGCUCGUGUUCCUACAAGUUGUAAGAACAUGCUAAGGGUCAGGAGCAGGGAGAAGAGAAAGUUAAUGACCGCUAGGUUUAUUAUUAGUGUUAUUAGGCGAGUGCGAGAACCUGCCUUCGGGGAAGUGAACCAGCUCGGGGGGGUGUUUGUCAACGGGAGACCACUGCCCAAUGCCAUCAGACUGCGAAUAGUGGAACUGGCGCAACUGGGUAUCAGACCGUGUGACAUCAGCCGGCAGCUCCGCGUUUCCCACGGCUGUGUCAGCAAAAUCCUGGCUCGCUACAACGAGACCGGCUCCAUCCUACCGGGGGCUAUCGGAGGCAGCAAGCCUCGGGUCACCACCCCUACGGUGGUAAAACAUAUCCGGACCUACAAACAAAGGGAUCCGGGCAUCUUCGCCUGGGAGAUCCGGGAUCGCCUGCUGGCUGAUGGGGUGUGUGACAAGUACAACGUGCCAUCGGUCAGUUCCAUCAGCCGCAUUCUCCGGAACAAAAUCGGGAACCUCUCUCAGCAGAGUCACUACGAGGCCUACAAACAGCACCAGCCUCCCCCCCAGCCUGCUCUGCCCUACAACCACAUCUACUCCUAUCCCAACCCCAUCGCUGCUGCAGGAGCCAAGGUGCCCACCCCUCCCGUGGUGCCAGCCAUCCCUAGCACCAUGGCCAUGCCCAGAACGUGGCCGUCCUCCCACUCGGUGACGGACAUCCUGGGGAUCCGCUCCAUAACAGAUCAAGCAGUGAGCGACACUUCGCCUUACCCCAGCCCCAAGGUGGAGGAAUGGAGCAGCCUAGGCCGAAACAGCUUCCCCGCCCCGGCGCAGCACGCUGUGAACGGGCUAGAGAAGAACUCCCUGGAGCAGGAGUCCAAGUACAGCCAGGUGAUCUGGAUGGCACCCCAUUCGAACCCCAUUUGUGAGACCUGCCUCUUACUGGCCACCUGCUUCCACGGCCAAAACACAGUGCCCUGCCCACCAACCCACAUGGCUUCAGGGCACUCCACCUGGAUGAAACUAAUAAAGAAAGUCAGAGAGGCACCCAAUGGCCUCCCGGCCGUCAGCAGCUUUGUGUCAGCACCAGCCAUGCCUCCGUACGCCACACCUGCCCAAGUGUCACCUUACAUGACGUACAGCGCUGCCCCAUCUGGCUACAUGGCGAGUCACGGCUGGCAGCACGCUGGAGGCACCCCGCUGUCCCCUCACAGCUGCGACAUCCCUGCCUCACUGGCGUUCAAGGGCAUGCAGACAGCCAAGGAAAGCAGCCACUCGGUCAUGGCAUCUGCUCUCUGA
This is a messenger RNA of Indicator indicator, 1317 nucleotides long. It is a transcript of the gene PAX9, whose product is annotated as paired box 9. The record is from RefSeq and is a predicted model, not a curated record. Gene Ontology annotation, biological process: anatomical structure development; regulation of transcription by RNA polymerase II. The transcript has 5 exons. Gene Ontology annotation, molecular function: DNA-binding transcription factor activity, RNA polymerase II-specific; RNA polymerase II cis-regulatory region sequence-specific DNA binding. The coding region runs from base 1 to 1317 and encodes 438 amino acids. NCBI's taxonomy places the organism in Eukaryota, Metazoa, Chordata, Aves, Piciformes, Indicatoridae.